Messenger RNA from Perca fluviatilis (European perch), 4077 nucleotides. It is a transcript of the gene cbx2, whose product is annotated as chromobox homolog 2 (Drosophila Pc class). NCBI's taxonomy places the organism in Eukaryota, Metazoa, Chordata, Actinopteri, Perciformes, Percidae. Gene Ontology annotation, biological process: negative regulation of transcription by RNA polymerase II. The record is from RefSeq and is a predicted model, not a curated record. Gene Ontology annotation, cellular component: PRC1 complex; heterochromatin.
AUCCGACGAACUGGACGCACCUCUCUUUUGAUAAAGGAUUCUUGUGAAGGCAGAAAUGGAGGAGCUGAGCGCCGUGGGAGAGCAGGUUUUUGAUGCGGAAUGCAUUUUAAACAAACGGCUGAGAAAGGGAAAGUUGGAGUUUCUGGUGAAGUGGAGGGGGUGGUCUUCUAAACACAACAGCUGGGAGCCCCAAGAAAACAUCCUUGACCCAAGACUGUUGGCCGCAUUCAACAAAAAAGAGCAAGAAAAAGAGCUUCUAAUGCGCAAGAAAGGGAAAAGGCCGAGGGGACGACCACGGAAAAUCCUAGAAAAUGUGCCUGAAGCUCCAAAGUCAAGCAGCUCUUCAUCUGGCUCGUCAUCGGCGUCCUCUGAUUCCUCCUCCUCGUGCUGCUCCUCUUCAUCCUCGUCAGACGACGACGACGACAACGACAACGGCCACGCUAAAAAGGCAUCCCCGGGUGUCAGAACGCGAGACCUUCACCCUGUCCCUCAGAAGAAGGCACAGAUUAUCGUCGCAAAACAGGAGCCCCCAAAGAAGCGAAGCAGGAAACCUCAGUCCACUGAAGCCAAGGAAUUUCCACAGAACAAGGGCUCUCGCAAAAUCCUGAAGUCGUCCAAAGAUACUGAUCUUCCGGGGGCGAUCAAGAAGCCCGUUCACCCAGCGAGCUUCACCUUCAUGGGUUUCCCUCGGGGCUCGCCUCGGGAUACAGUGGGUGGUCAGAACAGGAGCCCUCUGACCCAGGGCGGGGCUGUUAAAAACUCUUUGAGCACCGUGGGAUCCUGCAGGUCGGUCCAGCCUGCCUCCCCCUCCGUGAACAAAUCCAGCCAGAGCAGGAAUGUUGCUGAGGGUAAACUGUCCAUCUCCAGUAUGAGCAGCGGGACAAGUCUGGAUUUGAAAGCAGCUACUGGUAAAUCAAAAGGGGUAGCGGCGUUGAAUCUGAAUGCAUCCAAACACCUCGUUCAAGGAAGCAGUCAGCAUACACUAAGCUCCCCCAAUGGACAAAAGAAACCCCAGGCCCCCGUGUCAACAAUGCAGCGGAUACCCAAUACUAAAGCAGUGGCUUCCUUACCAUCGAAAAAUGCCUCCUCCAAUCAAGGUUCUGGCCCUCAGCCACUCAACCUUCAGAACAAACUGGUGCAAAGCAACGAUGCUCCUGGAAAUGGCACUACUCCAACGUCAGGCCUGAGAAAUGCAACAAACCCAGCAAGGAAAACCACCUUUUCCCAAAACAGAAAAAAAAAUCCCCCCCCCCCCCCCCCCCCGCGGCCGGGCCGGCCCCCCCCAAAAGCACGCCAGCCUGGAGCAGACAAGGCCAGGGAGGCGACCGAAAUCCAGACCCCUAGAGUCCAAGGCAGGCUGGACAAGAGCAGUGUGCAGAAAUCCUCCACAGAGGUCCAGAGCCAGCAAGAGAGAUCGGCCUCCAAAGACAAGAAAGCCAAAAUGAAUGACAUGAGCACAGGCGAAGAGGAGAGCAGCUCCGACUCGGACCAGGAUCCUUCAUACGUUGGACAGGAUCGCUCUGUGGCGGUCCAGAACCAGGACUGGAAGCCCACACGUAGUCUGAUAGAACAUGUGUUUGUAACGGAUGUCACUGCUAAUCUAGUUACUGUCACAGUCAAGGAGUCGCCGACCAGUGUGGGCUUCUUCAGCAUUCGCAACUACUGACAGGACUCCAGACACUGCAAACCAGAUGGGCUUUGAAGCAAACGGGGGUUUCGGGUUCUGAAGGAAUUAGAUAAAACCUCUGGCUGGAGAAUUCCUGAGGAAUGCAUCAGCGACUGGAGGUCAAUUUGCGCUUCAUCUUCUUUUAGUAAAAGACCAGUUUUUAGGUUUAAAAAAAAAAAAGAUAACAAAAAGGAUAGAACCCCAGUUAUUGAUUGUGAUUAUUUAUUUGCUCAUCUCUACAAAUUGUUCAAGAAAUGGCAGCAGAGGAAGGGCAAUGCCCACCAAGGUGCAAGAGGCUGUGUUUUGGUCAAGUCUGAUGAAACUAAUCUUUUUGGUUUCAGUGAGUCCAAACUUGCGUCGUAACUGGGGUCCUGGAGAAAAAUAACUUAUUCAUUCAUUCAUCAAGUGUCAAGACAAAACUCCAAUGCCCCGUGUAGGUUGCAGGUAGGAUCAUUCAUGUUGAUCUCUUCUGUGUUUUCUCUGUUGGUGAAAUCUGUUUUGUUAGAACAUACACCACAGCAGAUAAGAGGAAUGUCUUCAUGAUGAAAUGAUGAAAGGGUAGGCAUGAGCAGGAGGCGUAGCUUCUUUUAUGGGUAGGAGACAUUUAGUUCAUGUGUCAGUGUUGUAAAUCCAUAUCAGUCAAUAGCUAAUGUAAACCAGUUUUAUUUUUUAUUUUUAGUAUAGCAGUGUUUAUUUUUUUAACAUUUCAUAAGUUAGCUACCUCGUUUUGUUGACGUUUGCUGCAAAUGUAUAUUCAUUUCUCGGUGGGAUAGGAAAGCCUUUCUCUCCAGGAUAUACCAUCAUUGUGUCCAUGUCAUUUUUAUUCGUAUAGCUCUAAAUGUAUUGUGACUCUCAUGCUGUAUAAACUUGUCAGUACCAGCGACCAGCUCCAGCUGCGGACAACUGCUUUUAUUUUUGGUGUAAUGAAAAGCUCCAUCAGAACAGCCUCUGAGUUCCACCCGGCGUUGAACUGCGCGCACCAUUAUCGUCUUAAAAAAGAAGUUUCAUUCCACAGUACAGCCAUCUUAUCGGCAGUUUCUCCAACCGGGCUGAAGCAUGUGGGGAGCCAGAUACAGUAUCUCAGUGUUCAGAUAAGACUCGGCCUGAGGUUUGCUCUUCUGCCUCUGCAUCACUUCUGGACUUCAUUCACCAGCAACUCUACUCUUCUCAGACACGUAAUUAAUAUGGACAAACGCCCGAGAAUAGGUGCUUGUGUUGACAUGACGGGAUGAUCUCGGUCAGUACACCUGACGACGCCGCUCCCGCAGUCUGUUGGAGCUUUCCCCCCCCCAUGAGCCUUUGAGACGAGGCAACCGCGUUGAAACCACUGUGGGAAACGGCUGGGUGUGGACAAAGCUUGACAAUAAACCGCUCCGCAUUGUUUGUCGCCGACCACAAAAACACCAGAUGUCGUCGGGUCGGUUGCUGCUGGUGUUUCAAAAUGUCGAGGACUGAAAUACCAGAUAUGUUUUGUUUUCUUGUUUUUCUUUUCCUUGCAGCUGCAGACGUCUCAUUUUUUCACCUGCCUGCAUGGGUUCAGGAGCUGCAGGCCCGGCCUCCCAGAGAAAAAAAAAAAAAAUAGAAAGAUCUUUUAUGUGAUGUAACGGAAAAGAAACCACAACAAUGUGCGCUACUUUCUGCUCCCUUGAGAGGAGUUCAGCAACAAAGCACUUCGACUGAACUCUUCUGUCUAAUCCUGCUCUGCAGACUGUGCCUUUUCUUUCUCUCAAAGACUAAACACAAAGGCAUUACCCCAAAGAUAGCUAGAAUUUCAGGUUGUUCAAUAAAGGAGUACCCAUAGAGCAUAGCAUAGAGACUGCACCAUUUUCAUGUUCUUGUCUGUAUUGUUUUGAAACCGAAAAAAAGGAAGACUUAUCACAAAUGUAUGGAACAGACACAUAUUUGAUGCCUUAAUGAAGCAAUAGAUUAAAGUUAUUGAAAUAGUUUCCAUUCAGGACCAGCUGAAAACAAAAUGUGAAUUCUCAUAUUACAGGUGAAAAAAAUGUUGUGAACAGCAUUAUAUAGUGCAACUGUCUUCUUGUCAAUGUAGUUUCAGCAUAUAUUUCUUUAAAGUCAAAAACAUGCAUCAGGCAGUAGGUACAGUUUAGUCUAGGCACAGUCACAAUGUCAUUUGUCACUACCAUGGUAUAGGCUAUGGGGUAGCGCACGGUGUUUAUAUGAGAAUGUUUUUUUUAUUGUAUCUGCUUUUCUUAAUGAAAAGAAUGAACUUGGCGUAAGUAUGUUUCCAGUUGUGAUCUUUUUUUUUAACUUUAGAUCUACUAACCAUCUCAAUGGUAUGUUCUCUUUACAAUUUAUUUAUUUCAAAUUUAAGAGCCUUUCAGGGUAGGACGGUGUCAUCAAUCCUUGUAUUGUGCCACUUGUCAAAUUGACUAAUAAAUGGUACAACCUUA